AUGUACCAAAAGGUCUUUUCUCAAGCAGCUUCCUCCAUGCCCUCGUCCAUCUCGAAACUAGACUCUCGGCCAGACAUCCCUGCGAGGAUCACUGGAUGGUCAGCCUGCCCCGGUCUGAUGGGGUUGAGCAGGCUCUUUUGCGCCACCCACUCACAAUGCCCAAAGAUAGCAGCAGUCAGAAUUGGUUCCAUAAAAAAAUUGCCGAUGAAUGCGAUGAGCAAGGAUGACUGGGCCUAUAACCAACAUCUUCCAUGCAACUACUGCAACCUCGAACGUGCCAGGAAUCGCUGGGUUCCGGCAUCCAGCUUCCCGAUCGUCCCAAGGCAGGCCGAC
Pyricularia pennisetigena is the source of this 333-nucleotide messenger RNA. RefSeq lists its product as uncharacterized. The transcript has 2 exons. NCBI's taxonomy places the organism in Eukaryota, Fungi, Ascomycota, Sordariomycetes, Magnaporthales, Pyriculariaceae. The annotation marks the transcript as partial. The record is from RefSeq and is a predicted model, not a curated record.